UUGUCAAACGACUCAGCAGGAACUAUCAAGAUGGCGAACAUGGACGUGUUAGCCAAAACAAUAACGAAGGAUUAUGUGGAUGAUGUGGAGAGAUCUGACAGUGUGGAUGAAAAUGAAUAUGGACCUGGUGAAGAUGGAGCUAAAAAAGCUGAUAACAUGGAUAUUGCCAGGGUGGAAAGACACAAGAGAAGAAAACACAAACAUCGAAGCAAGCACAGAAAACAUAAAUAUCCCUCACCAGAUGAGAGGGACCACAAGCACAAGUACAAACACAAGCAUAAGCGGAAACACAGAGACUCACUCCAGGAUGAUAGAGACUGUUCUGCUGGCUGUGAAGGUGCAGUCAUCUCUCCAAAGCGAUCCAGACUUGAUGACCUUGCUGCUCUGGAGGACCUGGAGAAACAAAGAGCCAUGAUUCAAGCAGAGCUUGAUAAUGAGCUGAUGGAAGGGGCUGUGCAAUCAGGUAUGGGACUGAUAUUACAGGGUUAUAACUCAGAUUCAGAGGAGGAUGGGGAGAUCCAGCAAGCUGUGCAAAAUGGUGAGCAACAGAGACAAGGUUUUGAUGCUCGGGAACAUGCUGGAAGAUCUCGACAGGAUUACAUAUAUAAUGACAAAAUUGAUCCCUGGUUGGAAGACAGAAGCAUGUCUGAUGAAAUGGCAGUCCAGGCCCAUAAAUCAGAAAAAAGAGUUAGUAAGACUGGGUCAGAAGUUAACAUCAGUGAGAAACCUAGUGGUCCCAUCCAAGCGAGGGAGCGGAGACGAUCCCGGAGCAUUGAGAGAUCCAAAGAUGGUGGUCAGAGGUCUAAAUCUCCUGUGAAGUCCAAGGACUUGCCAUCAAGCAACAAAAAAUCAACUACACGGCCUGAAGAGCAAAUUGAAGACCACAGAUCCUCAGAAAGAAGGAGCAGGUCUAGAUCUAAAGAAAGAAACACAAACUCGCCAGAAGCUGACAGGGAGAGAGACAAGAAAUCAGUGAAAGCACCCUCAAAAGAAGCCUCAUCUGGAAAAGAGAAUCGAUCUCCUAGCAGAAAACAACCUCCAGAACAACACAGCCUGUCUGUGCGGCCCAGGGGCCACUGCUCACCUGAACACAUCCCUGUUGUCCAGAGUACAGACAGGGCAUCCAGACAGGACAGAUCUUCAUGUCACAACAGAUCCCCUCCAAGGAGAGGCCGAUCUCGGUCUGUUGAGAGAAGACAGAGAGAAGAAGAACGACAGAGACUCUCCAACGACAGGAUGCGAUCUCGUGAUGUGGCAGGGGGCCGUAGCGAGGAGAGUCCCUCUCUGAACUCCAGACGAAGGUUAAACCACCCGCCUGUCAGACGAAGGUCCCGUUCUCCCAGGAGACGAACCGGCAGGUCUCCUCUCAGACACAGUAGAAUCAUAUUGUGUAGAUCUAGGGAGCGUGACAGGACAGAGCGCAGACAGCAGGUACACUCGGGAUCACAGGAAAGGCGGAAGAGAAGGAGCAGGGAAAGAGAGGACAUGUUUAAGGGCAGUCUAUCUGAAGGAAUGAAGCCUGAGCAGGAGGACUCGGAUGAUGACGUGCUGGAAGAUUAUGACGUUGAUGAAGAGGACGAGGAGGCUUUGAUAGAACAGAGGAGACUUCAGCGCUUGGCUAUCGUGCAGAAGUAUAAGCCAGUAAAUGAGGACAGUAACAUGUCAGGACUCUCAGAACAUGGCAGUCCUCAGAGUAGCACUCACAGCCGAUCGCCAUCUCCCGAUGACAUCCUUGAGCGUGUGGCUGCUGAUGUCAAAGCCUACGAGCAAGAGAACCUGAACACGUUUGAGGAUAAUGUGAAAGCCAAGCAUAGUCUUGUCUCUCAAGAAAAAGAUGGUGCUAAUCUGAAAAAGCCACCAGCGCCAGAUAUGUUCACAGAGUCAGAUGACAUGUUCGCUGCUUACUUUGACAGUGCCAGGUUACGGGCCGCAGGCAUUGGCAAGGACUUCAAGGAGAACCCAAGUCUCAGAGAUAACUGGACAGAUGCAGAAGGCUAUUACCGUGUGAACAUUGGCGAGGUGUUGGACAAACGGUACGGGGUGUAUGGCUACACUGGACAGGGUGUCUUCAGCAAUGUGAUCCGAGCCAGAGACUUGGCCCGAGCCAAUCAGGAAGUGGCAGUGAAAAUAAUACGCAACAAUGAGAUGAUGCAAAAGACUGGACUCAAAGAGCUGGAGUUUCUGAAGAAACUGAAUGACGCCGAUGCAGAUGAUAAGUUCCACUGUUUGCGGCUCUUUAGGCACUUUUAUCACAAGCAGCAUCUGUGUCUGGUGUUCGAACCACUCAGCAUGAACCUGCGGGAGGUGUUGAGGAAAUAUGGCAAGGACGUUGGGCUACACAUCAAGGCUGUGCGUUCGUACAGCCAGCAGCUUUUCCUGGCCCUCAAACUCCUCAAGCGCUGCAACAUCCUGCAUGCUGACAUCAAACCCGACAACAUUUUAGUGAACGAAUCCAAGACCAUCCUCAAGUUGUGCGACUUUGGCUCAGCAUCACAUGUGGCUGACAAUGACAUAACACCAUAUCUGGUCAGCCGCUUCUACAGGGCACCUGAGAUCAUCAUCGGAAAGUCGUAUGAUUACGGAAUCGAUAUGUGGUCUGUGGGCUGCACUCUCUAUGAACUAUACACAGGAAAAAUCCUUUUCCCUGGGAAGACAAAUAACCACAUGCUAAAACUUGCCAUGGACCUGAAAGGAAAACUGCCUAAUAAAAUGAUCAGGAAGGGUCUGUUCAAGGACCAGCACUUUGACCAAAACUUGAACUUUUUGUAUACAGAGGUCGAUAAGGUCACUGAGAGGGAAAAGAUCACGGUCAUGAGUACCAUUAACCCAGCUAAGGACCUGUCGAUGGACAUGGUGGGUCGCCAGGUGCUACCAGAGGACCAGCGAAAGAAGGUUGUUCAGCUCAAAGAUCUGUUGGACCAAAUUCUGAUGCUGGAUCCUGCCAAGCGGAUCACCAUCAAUCAGGCAUUACAGCAUCCUUUCAUCCAGGAGAGGAUAUGAUCAGCAGCAUACCUCAGAGAUUAAUGAUGGUUUUGUAUCUACAGAUAUGACUCAGACAACAAAAGACGUUUGUAUAUUUUAUUGCCAUGCUAUUUUAUUUUAGUCUCUGAUUUGUAGUAAGGAGAGCAGGACACAAUCAAGAUUUACUUUAUUUUAUUAUUAUUAGAUGACCUACAAGACAUCCUGUAAGCUGUAAAUCUUUCAGAAAACAAAAAAUCUUUCAAGAAAUUAUAUUGUUCGCAUUGCAUGCUUUAUACACAGCUUCUUGCUAAUAAUAAUUUCAAAUAUAUUUGAUAUUAUGCUCAAUGUUCAGAAUGUAAAAAUAUCCAUUUGUGUGCUAAGUUCACAGACCUUAUAUUUUAUGUAAGAUUCUAGAAUUUGAUGUAAACGAAAUAUUACUCAACCACCAAGGACUGUUUAGAGUGUGACAUAAGUAAGACCAGCAUAAAUGCUGUGUAUAUCCACCCUCCCUUAGGUGUGAGAGUGAGAACUCAACCUGGCGUGCAGGCCCAUGGCAUGCCCCUUGCCCUAGGUGUGUUUCUGCUGAAUCUGAGGUCUUGGGUCCUGCUUGACCUGGUCUGCAGGGAAAGCCUCCUCUGUAAAGGCAGGUUGUACACCUCUAUCGGUACACUGAAGGGGUUUUCCUGCUCUGAUCUAUGAAUCUGCUUGUUACAAGCGGUAAUUGCUUCUUUAUUCAUAUCUCAAUUCCUUGUGUUCCAAAUCUAUACAACGGUCAUAAAGUAUGCUGGAAGAAUUAUCUGCCUGUUAUUUUUGCAAAGCCUGUCCUGCAUGAUAAUGGAAUAAUUUGAAUUUACUGUAAAUUCGCAUUAUUUGUUAUCAUUAAACAAUAUAAAAAUAAAGCUGUUUUGUGGUGAAAAAAACAUGAAUUUAAACUUCCCACAAGUUGUCCGUCUUCCAAGAAUUUCAUGCAAGUUAAUCAUAACACUGUAAGAACAUUAUUCAGCAUUUUAGGAAGCUUAUGGUGGGUUUUGUUUCAUCAAAACUAACUGCUGUUUGUGCUGUUUCUCCCACUGUUUCUUGUGUUCGAGUAUAUUCUCUGGCCAAUGGAGACAUGUCUGUCCAUCAUCCUCCUGCCUGCCUCUGCUUUCAAAAGGAUGAGACCUCUUCAAGGCCCUUUAUCCAGGUCACUCCUAAAGGCAUGUUUAGAUCCAACACAAAGCAAAGCUUUGAUUAGAAAUGAACAGCCAGUUCAGAGGCUAAUUCUCAUAGGAUUAAUGUUCCCAUCUCAUGUGUAGUAUUAAUUAAUGUCUAAUUUCUAAUCUAGCUUUUUAGGGCUGUAGAUAUUAGAUGACAUUAAUGAAUUUGGCAGCAGACAAUGGGUUUUCAGACCCCAAAUUUAUUGAUAGGGGCCCUUUUCUUAAAUAUAAGGGCAGCUGUAUAUUUUCCUGUAUUAAAACCCUUUUAUUUUAUAAAUGAA
Messenger RNA from Sinocyclocheilus grahami, 4438 nucleotides. RefSeq names its product serine/threonine-protein kinase PRP4 homolog. The transcript has 16 exons. Gene Ontology annotation, molecular function: ATP binding; protein serine/threonine kinase activity. Lineage: Eukaryota; Metazoa; Chordata; Actinopteri; Cypriniformes; Cyprinidae. Bases 31 to 3000 code for a protein of 989 amino acids. The record is from RefSeq and is a predicted model, not a curated record. Gene Ontology annotation, biological process: peptidyl-threonine phosphorylation; peptidyl-serine phosphorylation; mRNA cis splicing, via spliceosome.